CUAGAGCCAUUAUUGCACCCCAUGCAGGAUACACAUACUGUGGGGCUUGUGCUGCCCAAGCUUACAAACAAGUGGAUCCAUCUGUUACCCGGAGAAUUUUCAUCCUUGGGCCUUCCCAUCAUGUGCCCCUGUCUCGAUGUACUCCAGUGUGUAUAUAUAUAUAUCCUCUGUAGGACCUUUGUAUUGACCAAAAGAUUUACAGAGAGCUACGGAAGACAGGAAUGUUUGAACGCAUGUCUCUGCAGACAGAUGAAGCCGAACACAGUAUUGAAAUGCAUUUGCCUUAUACAGAUAAAGUCAUGGAAGGGUCAUAGGUCCCGUUACAGUUACUAUGACGAAUCCCAGGGGGACAUUUACAGAUCCAUCGAACAUCUAGAUAAAAUGGGUAUGAGUAUUAUAGAACAAUUAUAUCCUGUAACUUUUAGCAAUUAUUUGAAGAAAUACCAUAAUACUCUAUGUGGAAGCCAUCCCAUUGGGAUGUUAUUAAAUGCUAUCACAGAGCUUCAGAAGAGUGGAAUGACUAUGAGCUUUUCCUUUUUGAAUUGUGCCCAGUUGAGCCAGUGUAGAAGCUGGCAGGACAGUUCAGUCAGUUACGCAGCUGGAGCACUCACGGUCCACUGAAGCUCCGAUCCUCAGGGAUGCCACCUGCACAGACUCGUGCUCUGUCCAGGGUCCAGCCUAGCCUUUACCAAGG
Mus caroli (Ryukyu mouse) is the source of this 694-nucleotide messenger RNA. RefSeq names its product protein MEMO1-like. NCBI's taxonomy places the organism in Eukaryota, Metazoa, Chordata, Mammalia, Rodentia, Muridae. The record is from RefSeq and is a predicted model, not a curated record.